This is a messenger RNA of Emiliania huxleyi CCMP1516, 1026 nucleotides long. RefSeq lists its product as hypothetical. The transcript is spliced from 5 exons. NCBI's taxonomy places the organism in Eukaryota, Haptophyta, Isochrysidales, Noelaerhabdaceae. Gene Ontology annotation, molecular function: protein binding. The record is from RefSeq and is a predicted model, not a curated record. The coding region runs from base 1 to 1026 and encodes 341 amino acids.
AUGUCCUCCGCCGCGUCGUCAUUGCCAUCAGCCUCCGCCAUCUUUCGCUACGCUGAGCACGCGGCCAACCUGCACUUUGGCGACGCCCUGCUCAAGCACGGCAAGCACACCGAGGCGGUGGGCGCAUUCGAGGCGGCGCUGGCGUUGCGGUCGCAGGGCUACCACGCCGCGUCGCACAACUUGGGCAGUGCGCUGCACGCGCUCGGCGACUUUGAGGGGGCGGAGCGCCACUUUCGCGCCGCCGCCGAGCUGCGGCCGGCGGCGCCCAAAGGCUGGAACGCGCUCGGCCUGGUGCGCAUGGCGAUCCCCGGUCGAAGAGCGGAGGCGAGGGCCGCGUUCGAGGAGGCGCUGCGACUCAUGCCGGCGUCGCAGGAGUACGCGGCCAAUCUCGCGAAUGCCGCUGAUGAGCCGAAAGCGGAAUUGCACGGCGACCUCGCCCUUCUGCCGGCCACGACUCCGCCACGCGCCAGCGCCCCCUCGCCAGAGUGCAAGGAGGAGGGCCUCACGCUGCUGCGGUCGAAGAAAACCGCGUCCGGCUUCAAGGGUGUCAGCAAGGUCAAGGCGCGAGGCCGCCGUGACAUCCGCAACGGCGCUUGGAACCUGAGGUCAACGGCCUUCCAACGCGGCGGCAAGUGCUCAGGCUUCGCAAUCGUCCACUGCGAGCCGCCGCAUCACGGCAGCUUCCAGCCCGACGUCUUCAUCGAGACACUCAAACGCGUCGCACGUGAGCGCAACAUGCCGCUCGCGGACGCGCGGCUCAUCGGCAAAGAGAUCGACGCGUGCGAGGCGGUGCGGCAGUACGAUCUCGAGCCCUUCCUCACGGGAGCGGUGAAAGAGCUGCAGGCGGAAGAGGAGCGCAACGCGCAGCGCGAGAGGCGGCCCAAGUGCAACAUCGACCUCAUCAUUGCGGAAUCGGCCCUAUCCAGUGCUCAAGUGCUCAACGGGCUCUUGUCCGUGCAAGCCUUCAGCUGGUGCCAAAACGUACCAAAACGUCCUCUCCGCGACCAAAUACGCGGUCGUCGGUAG